Raphanus sativus (radish) is the source of this 1786-nucleotide messenger RNA. RefSeq names its product squamosa promoter-binding-like protein 2. Lineage: Eukaryota; Viridiplantae; Streptophyta; Magnoliopsida; Brassicales; Brassicaceae. The record is from RefSeq and is a predicted model, not a curated record. Bases 425 to 1567 code for a protein of 380 amino acids. Gene Ontology annotation, molecular function: DNA binding. The transcript has 5 exons. Gene Ontology annotation, cellular component: nucleus.
AAGAAAUGUUACUCUUUUCCAUUAGCCCUAUAGAUCUUAGGAAUCAAAAAACCUUGUUGAGGUUGUAAGUAGUAGACAAAUGUUACGGAAUGUAAUUUUAAAAGAGUGAUAACAGCUUUUGAGUAGUUAAUCCGCAUCUGAGAAAGGCUUUUGAUAAUGAAAUGGUAAAGGAGGGGCCUACAUCUUGAAGGAUUGUGCCCCCCACAAACUCAAUGAAUGUGAAUUAUUGGUGAGCAAAAAGUUUUUGUGAUGAGGGUAUCUUUUGUUGUUGGGUUGUUAUAGAUGUGGAUGAACUUGUGAUAGAAAAACUCUUACACACCCAAAAUAAUAAAAUACAAGAAAUAACAACUUCUGCUUCCUCUGUUGUCACGUUACAAAGAGAUCCAUAAGUGUGUGUUUUAAGAUUUUGGUGGCCAUUGUCUGAAUGGAUUGUGAAUGGGAAAAUCUAAUAUCUUUCGGUACUUCAUCAGCUGAAAUUCCAAGAAAGCUACGACCAAUGGAUUGGGAAGCUGAUGAGUUUGAUUGUAGCUUUACUACAGCUGGUCUAGCUCAUGCUUUCUCUAAACGCUCAAAGUCAACCUCCAUUAGCUCUUCAUCACCCGAAGCGAGAACACUCAACUUCACAUCAGAAGAGUUGGGGAGCAGUGAAGAGUUCGCGAAAGGAAUGGAUACCUCUCCGAGUCUUGAUCUUUCCUUUGGCUCUGGUGAACCGGUUCUUGGUUUAAAGCUGGGUAAGAGAACAUACUUUGAAGACUUCUGGGAAGUGGAGAAUGCGGCCAGAGGCUCGGCACUUCCUGUGAGCCUUGUGUCGUCAUCUUCUGCUUCUCCCGUGAAGAGAACGAAAUCUGUUGCUCAGAAGUUACAAACUCCUCGUUGCCAAGUUGAAGGCUGUAACCUCGAUCUCUCGUCAGCUAAAGACUAUCAUCGGAAACACAGGAUCUGUGGAAACCAUUCCAAGUCCCCUAAUGUCGUUGUGAGUGGUGAAGAGCGUCGGUUCUGCCAACAGUGUAGCAGAUUCCAUUGUCUCUCUGAGUUUGAUGGGAAGAAGCGUAGCUGUCGCAGGCGUCUCUCAGAUCACAAUGCAAGACGUCGCAAGCCAAAUCCUGGGAGGACAUAUGCAGGGAAACAACAGAUGGAUUUUGUAUGGAAUAGAUUUGCUCUUAUCCAUCCAAGAAGUGAGGAGAAGUUUCUAUGGCCAAAUCCAAAACCUAUACCAUCUAGAGGGUUAAUACAGCAACCUGCAAAGACUAGAGCUGAGUUGUUCAGUAAAGAAAAUGUGACAAUCUCUUCAAGGAUGGGUGCUUCUCAAGAUCUUGAUGGUGCUCUCUCUCUUCUGUCAAAUUCAACAUCAUGGGUUCCCUCUGACCAGCCAACACGGUUUUCCCUUGAUCACCACCCCACAACCAACCUCCAACCCAUGGCUCACCGGUCCGUGACUCAACUCAGUACGGUGUCCGACUAUUGGCAGCCGGACCCACCAGCUGUUGAGGGUCCAACUGGUCUACAUAGAAACGGGGUGGGCAAGUUUACUGAGAACUACUUCGGCUUGAACCAGUUUUUAAACUGAAUAUGUAUUGCCUUGAAAUCCUGAUAAGAUUUCGUGUAAGGAUCAUGCAGGCAUAGUGUUAACGUUAAUGUAGGAGCUGUGAAACUUGCUAAGACGCCAAAUCCUGUCUUCUUUAUUUUGUCCACUAAUUUUUCUUGGGUUUGAUUGAGGAAGCUGUGGCAAUUAGUCUUAUAAAUCAUCUUGUCAUGUUAUUAUACACUAGAAUUUUCAUAUUUCGUA